This is a messenger RNA of Rhagoletis pomonella (apple maggot), 819 nucleotides long. RefSeq lists its product as uncharacterized. NCBI's taxonomy places the organism in Eukaryota, Metazoa, Arthropoda, Insecta, Diptera, Tephritidae. The record is from RefSeq and is a predicted model, not a curated record. The coding region runs from base 1 to 819 and encodes 272 amino acids. The transcript has a single exon.
AUGCGGCUAGAGGCAGCGGUAUUGCCUCAGAUUAUAUCCCCGCAGCCUUCGCAAAAAAUCAAGAUCGACGAAUGCCAAAUACCUGAGAACAUCAUGUUGGAUCGGCUAACAUCAUUCAAUCAUCCUGACAAAAUUGAUAUAUUGUUGGGGGCGGAAUUCUACAACCAACUGAUGGCAGCAGGGCAAAUCAAACUGUCAGAUGACCUACCCAUUCUGCAAAAUACAGUGCUGGGAUGGAUCAUCGCGGGAAAAGUUGGUGGCAACUACAUCUCAAAUGCAAUAUGUGGAAUCUGUACCAACGAUGACAUCAACUUAGAUGCAGCCAUUGCUCGAUUAUGGGAACUUGAGAAUGUUGCAACUGUAAGAAAACAACAUUCCGUAGCAGAAAAACAGUGCGAAGCUAAUUUCGCACAACAUACACUCAUCAAUGAAAAUGGGAGAUUCAUGGUAAGGCUAACAUUUCUUGAAAAUCCGGAGGCCUUAGGGGAGUCCUAUGGGAUGGCGUAUAAUCGAUUCCUGGCCUUAGAACGUCGACUGGCAAAAUCGCUCCGGACAACGAUUCAAUAUCAAUAUGUACAAUUUAUGGAGGAAUAUGAGAACUUGAGGCAGAUGACGCAAGUGGAUAUUGAUUCCAUCAGUAAACCUAGGUACUUCAUUCCUCACCAUUGCAUUGUGAGACCCGAAAGCCGCACUACAAAAUUACGUGUGGUGUUCGACGCAUCAGCAAAAUCGUCCACUGGCAUGUCUUUGAACGACCUCAUGUAUACCGGACCCACUGUUCAGAGCGAGCUUUUCACCAUUUUACUUCGCUUCCGUUAG